Solanum dulcamara is the source of this 1045-nucleotide messenger RNA. RefSeq lists its product as uncharacterized. The transcript is spliced from 2 exons. The coding region runs from base 118 to 774 and encodes 218 amino acids. NCBI's taxonomy places the organism in Eukaryota, Viridiplantae, Streptophyta, Magnoliopsida, Solanales, Solanaceae. The record is from RefSeq and is a predicted model, not a curated record.
AACGUUUAUCCAUUUUAAACCCCAAAAGAUAUUUUUCAGCCUAUUCUCUGGUCUACAAAAACCUCAAAACCCCAAAACCAUUUCCUAAAACCCUUCAAUUUCAAUCCAAUCUCCGCCAUGAAUUCCAAUUCCACCACCCCAAAUUUCGACAACCUUCUUCUCCAAUCGUUAAUGGGCAGACUCCAUAUCCGUCCUCCUCCUUCUCCUCUUCUUCCUUCAUCAAACCCACCAUUUCUUUCUCCACAAUCACUCGAAGACCUUCUCUUCAACAACCUCCCUUCCGAUGAUGACGACGACGAAGAAGAUCAAGACUAUAAUACCAAUGGAUCUUCUUCGAAGUCCCAGCUUUCCAGAGAAGAAUCCCGUCUUGAAAAACAGAUAAUCAGAACAAUACUUACUGGAAAGAUUGAUUCAUUGAAACCCAAUUCGGGUCAGGCUGUUACGAUUGGUGAACAUCAUAUAUGUGUCGGGUUUCAUGAAGACCCAGGUACGGAUUAUCGGGUUUGGGAAUGGCAUGGACAUAUUAUGUUGUUUGAUGAGGAAAAUGGGUAUACACCGGAGUAUAUUUAUGGGAAUUACUUUGAAAGAGUUAGUGUUAAGUUGACGAAGAAGAAGAAGAAAGAGGAGGCAGAGGAGGAGAAGGAAGAAGAGGAUGUUGAGAAAGAGGAGAAGGUGGGGAAUUUGGGGUUGAAAGAGUUGAUUGAAUCGGGUGAAUCUAAUAGUGAGGGCCGGAUUCUUCGUCGGAAUAUGAAUGCUGGUUCUCCAAGGGUCUAGCUGACAGGCCGGUGAAAUUGCUCCUGUAUAACGAAGAGGCACUUGAGGUGCUCUGCACAUUUCCCCUUGGCUGAAUGGAGAUUUUUUAACCUUCCCAUCUUCAAUCUAUUUGGCAUUUGAGUGAAUGGCAUACCAAGUAGUUUGGAAAGUUAGGAGAACACAGGCUUCUAUAGAAAGAUUAGGAGCUCAACGGAGAGCAGCAUGGAGUUGAGUACUUUUCUGUGUUUGAUCACAGAUUAUUAGAUGUUCAAUUUCUAAAUGUUGAUUGUCA